GUACACCAAUAUUGGAAUCGAUGUUCGAUCAAGCCACGACUAUGGGCGAUGGGAUCGCAGAGGAACGCAACCACCACCACCACCACCGUGGAUCCAACUCUCUGUGCCGUGACCGGAUGGACAAAUGCCAUACCGAACUUGGGAGCAGGUCGCCGGUGCAGAGUACAACCGAUACCGCGGGUACAUCGGCGUCUACCCCCACCUCCUCCAGUGAAGACGGACAUGAUAAACUGGACCCAGUGGACCCAGACUACUGCCAGAGGAUUUUAGUUCGAGGUUAGUAAGGAUGUAUUCUCUUUUUUUGUUGUUGUUGAGAAAAUUGUUUACAUCAAUAAUAUUAUCAAUCACAAUUUAAACAAUAAUAAUCAGUAUCAUAAUAUACAUUAUAUGAUCACAUAUAAUAAUAGCAGUACUUGCUAUGUACUAUAUGAGCCAACAAACGAUUCAGUAAUCAUUGGCAAACAAAAUACUUUAAAAACACAAACCAUCAUGUGUAUGUCUUAGUGUGUUUACUCGUGGUCAUGUUGUUUCCUUUGUUUGAGUUAAGGCAUAGUUAUAAAAAAUGUGAUAAUAAAUAAUGUAAGUUGUCCACACCCGCUUUGUUUAAAAGAAAGGGAACCACCUUUCUAGGCCUACUGCCAUGCAAAUAGUCUGGGCAGCCAUUUGAUUAGAUGUUGAGGAGUCUUAUGGCUUCGGGGUAGAAGCUGUUGAGAAGUCUUUUGGACCUAGACUUGGCGCUCCGGUACCGCUUGCCGUGCGGUAGCAGAGAGAACAGUCAAUGACUAGGGUGGCUGGAGUCUUUGACCAUUUUUAGGGCCUUCCUCUGACACCGCCUGGUAUAGAGGUCCUGGAUGGCAGGAAGCUUGGCCCAAGUGCUUUGCUAAAGGGCACACCAACAGAUUUCCCCCAUAGUCGGCUCGGGGAUUCAAACCAGCAACCUUUCGCGGUUACUGGCCAAAAGCUCUUAACCACUAGGCUACCUAUUUUAAUUUCAAAAUAUAUAAUUGUAUAAUUACUCUAUGUGUGAGUUAUGUGUUACUUUACCAUGUCCAAAUAUCUUAUAGUUGUAUGCAGCCAUGAUGGCAAUAAUGUUUCAAUAGUUUGUAGUAAAUUAUGACAAUAAUCAACCCCCUCAGCAAAAUUCCCUUCUCAAAGCACAACAAACCCACAGCCAUGCAUCUUUCAGAAAAAAAUAUAUUAUUAAAUGCAAAUCUAUGAGGAAAGUAUUGGUCUUCCAUAUUUGGUAUAUUACCAGUUAACUUCUUAAUGUUUAUUAAAACAUUAUAAAAUAGUUUCAGGAGUAUGCAUUGGUAAAACAUGUCACAUUGUUAAAGGUGUCCAAAAUUAUAUAAAAUGCUAUACUUACAUGUCUUAUAGUCGAUAGUAAUUAGGCUAUGUGACUGACUUAGAAUUAAAUGAAUUGAAUGCAACUCAAUAGUAGUGUUUAGAGCGUAUAUACAUAUGUAUUUGCACUGCUUUGCAGGGCUGUACAAUGCAUUAUGAUGUCAACAAACCCCAAAGAAUACAGGUGGAAAAAACAUGUUUGGGGAGAAAUAAUAGUCAUAGUGAACAGCAAAAACAUUUUAUUUAAGUUUAUGCCUAUUCAUAAUAUUCAAGUUGACCACGAAUUUAAAAAAGAUCAUAUCCAUGCCGCUUACCCAGAUAGUUUUCACACCAAUGUGGGAUGCAUAUCAGGAUAACAUGAUAUAUCAGCUAAUCAACAUGCAAAACUAUUACAGAAGCACUGACAAUAUCAAUAUCAGUCCUUACAAAAUAAAGUUCAACUUUCCCCCCUUCAUGUGCACAUUUGAUUUUCACCAAAUGUGCAACUAGCCCUUUCAUUUGAACAACGAUGAUCAUACACAUUGCCAACUGGAAAGUUCUACAUAAUUUAGUUCACUGCUCAUGCCCAGGCCCUGAAACAGUCUUGGUGGGGGAUGAAUCUGAAUAGAAAGCCGGUAAUUGUAGCAGGGAACGACCUCCGCUAAAUCCAAGAUAAAUCCGCAGUCCCCGGUGUCACUAUUUGUUUAUAAAGCUGACGAUUGAAUGCGCUGGAUACCUAGUGAGAACCCGGGGUCAGCGAAAGGUCAGCCUGUCUGUCCUACCUGCGACGUCCCGAUGCGCAUGCAAACUGUUUUAAAGGCCCUGUUAUAACGUUUUACAUUGAGAGGAUUUUAAUCUAGCGUGUUAUGAAUGGAUGAUGUAUUAGUCGGAAAUCAUAAAUAUUCGACAUGUUAGAAUUAAUCUCUGCAUGUCGCUCUGGCUAACACCAUGCUUGCAUGCCAUGGCAGUUGGGCUAUGGUGCCCGAGACUGUUCUGCAUAUAGGCCUAGAUGCUAUUUCCAGUGUAGCCAACACAUAUGGAGUCACUGACGGUAGUCUACUUCAUACAGAAAUAUAAACAUCUAUAAAAUGUGCAAUCUAUAGGCUGUAGUCAAUGGUGCAACCAUAUGUGUAGCCUAGAAAAUAUAUACCACUCAUGUGGCUGCAAUGACAAAGGAAACUUCUAAUAGUAGGCCUAAUGGUGGUUACGCAUGAAGCAGUAGGCCCAGAGCCAUGUAUUUACAUUAUAGGCCUGUUCCAUUCUGUCAAGGCUUCUAGAAUUUGAUGGACGUUUUGCUGGGGAAUUUAUAUGGAUUUAGGCGCAACAUUAUACGACAGAAAUGCUGUAGGGCUAUACCUCAUUUGACGAUUGUAUUUUAUUGUGGGAUCCAGCUGGGUUAGGCUAUAUGUAUAUGUUUCAGAUUUAUAUAUAUGUUUCAGAUGUAUUUAUCACUUAUAGGUGGGCCUAUCUAUUGUAAAGACUAUAUUAUUUCAAAAUACUGGACAUUUUUACAAAUCCGAUUUCGUUGAGGGAUUUAGAAAAUAUCUGGUUGGUAUAUUUUAUUCUCAUUUAUUGAUUGAUUUUAGUUUGAUUAGCCACAUGUUUUUAAAUCAUAUUUUGGACAGUGGACCUACAUUAUUUCAUUGUUUUCAGUCCCUCUUUCUAGCCUACUUGAGGAGCUUUUCGUUGUUUUAACCAUAUGUCCAGUAUUGGCUGACUGAUUAGUAUUGAACACAUCUCUUGUUUAGGGCAGGUUGUAGGCUAUGGAUGGGACCAUUGUGGCUUCGUAGGCAGUGGCAUUUGUUUAAAAAUAUAAAUUUUUCUAUUCCUUCUACAUUAACAGUCAUUUUGGACUUAUAGUAACUUUUAACUUUUCAAGAUAACGUUGCACAAUUUGUUUUGCACUCAACAGUUUUUUGGUAUUGCUAAAGGCAUAUUACCUCAUUUGAUAUAAAAAUACGCAUUUCAUGAUGUUGUAUGUAUUGAACCAAACAAUGUAAUAUUGUCCCAUAAAUUGCAAUAUUAUUGAUGCAUCAACUAGCCUAGGUUACGCUAGGCUACAUUCUCCAGGGUUCUAGUACGCAUGGCAAAUUCAGAAGUAUAAAUGAAAUAGAACUCUUAAAACAUGCUCUGCAAACAUUCGCUCUCGCUGAGGCAGACGAUGCACGUAAUAUUUAGUUAAAUUAGGUAUAAUUUAGAAAUGUGAUAGCGAUGUUUCUUUCAGCUCUCAUUUUUCCGGCCUUCUGGCUAUUCCUUUUAUGGAAUAUUCCUCAAACAUAUUGCAAUGCAACAACGGCCAGAAGCAUGUUUUUACCUUACUUCCAGUUCCAUGACAUAGCCGAAUGUAGCCUCCUCAGUUGAAAGUAUAGGAAAACUAUUCUAAGGCAUUUGAAGCGUAAAAUCUCUAACGGAUAUGCUUAUUAUCUCUGUGUGAGGUGCAUUGAGUUUUAUUUACGGAAAUUGUCAUUCUUACAAUAUAUACUAUUUUAUGCCUUUUCUGUAUUUAUUUCCCUAGUAGCUUGUCUAGCCUACGCUAUAAUUUCCAAGCAAGCAAACUACACGUACAUUUCCUCAUGCUGAAAAUAAUGAUCACUUCAAGAUUAUUCUAAAAUAGCGUGGGCCUAACAAUGUGAAAGCGCACAUUUGUGCCAUAAAGGAGCACAAUGUUUAACUAUGUCCAAAAAAUUAUGACAUUGGUACUACAGUAUAUGCAAUUGUAAUGUUAAGCAAAGUAGCCUAAGACUAUUCUUUGUAAUUGUGGCAUUUGACACUGUGUCUGACUGCAACAUCCACAGAUGCUAAGGGCACCAUCCGGGAGAUCGUGUUGCCAAAGGGUCUCGACCUCGACAGGCCAAAACGCACGCGGACCUCCUUCACUGCAGAGCAGCUCUACCGGCUCGAGCUCGAGUUCCAGCGCUGCCAGUAUGUAGUCGGCCGAGAGCGCACUGAGCUGGCGAGGCAGCUGAACCUGUCUGAGACACAGGUAAGAAACAGACAUCAUUUGACAGAGAUUUCCUCAGUCGUGGUGAGUUAUGGAUAAUAGAUUGAUAACCUGUUGUGCCAAUAAAGACAAAUAGUAAGUACCUUUAUGAGUCGCCAUUUGCAUAGGCCUAAAUAAUCAAAUAAUAGAUUACAUUUAUUUUACCGAAAGACAGUUUGAGUUUCAUGUUUAAAUUGUUUCUUUACCAGUUUAAAUAA
Molecule: messenger RNA, 4521 nt
Organism: Coregonus sp. 'balchen'
Lineage: Eukaryota; Metazoa; Chordata; Actinopteri; Salmoniformes; Salmonidae
Source: the annotation of a GenBank genome assembly